AUGGUGUGGGGUUGUAUAUCCGCUGCUGGUACUACAAAUUUGUGCUUCAUUAAAGGCAAUAUGAACCCCAAACAAUAUGUAACAAUUACGAAAGAAAAUUUGGUCCAAAGUGUUGAAAAGUUGGGAGUUAAGGACAAUUUCCAGUACUAUCAAGACAACGAUCCGAAGCAGCAGGUCCGUCUAUGGCUGAUGUUCAACUGCCCUAAAGUACAUGAAACACUUCUACAAUCGAAACAUAUCAAUGUAAUUGAACGUUUCUGGGCUCAUUUGGAAAACCAAUUGAAAAAGUAUGUUAUUAGAAACAAGAAAGACUUAGGAGAUGCUAUCAAAGAAGAUUGGGGGAAAAGAGAUCCUUUAACAUGCAAGAAGCUGGUCGAAACCAAGCCAAAAAUACUGAAUGCUGAGAGAAAAAAUACAGGCUUGCCGACUAAAUAUUAA
Messenger RNA from Anastrepha ludens (Mexican fruit fly), 438 nucleotides. RefSeq lists its product as uncharacterized. Lineage: Eukaryota; Metazoa; Arthropoda; Insecta; Diptera; Tephritidae. The transcript has a single exon. Gene Ontology annotation, molecular function: nucleic acid binding. Bases 1 to 438 code for a protein of 145 amino acids. The record is from RefSeq and is a predicted model, not a curated record.